AUGCGUUCAUUAUGCGUUCUAGGUGUAGCGAUACAUGCCUCUCUGCUCAUACUGCUGACUCAAGGAAUUCACAAAUCUAGAGAUGGAGUUUAUCACGGAAAAUCACGACGCUUUGCUAUAGACCACCGUCCACCUGGAUACCAUCACCUGGCGCCGAAGUAUAUGAUGCACCUUUACCGGAAUUACAAGUCAAAUCUCACUCGGCCUAUAGACAUAAUGGAGAAGACCAUCACAAAACAAGCAGACACAGUCAAGAGUGUGAUGGCAAAAAGUUUAUUUCACAGACCCCGACGCUGGACUGCAACCUUUGACCUGACCACCUUAUUGGCCGACGACCGGAUCCAAGCAGCGGAGCUCAGGUUCAGGUUUCCCCGGGCGACGAGGGCUUCCAACAUUACCGUGGAGAUUUACCAUCACCACGACUACCCGUGCAGGCAGACACAGGGGAUCUGCCAGGAACACCAGCUGGUGGGAUAUCUCUCUGUCUCCUCUGUGAUUAACUCCUCUCAACACUGGAAGGUGUACAACCUCACUGGUCCGCUGUUGAACUGGCUCGGCCAGGAACACGUUUCCAGGAGCUCAAUGAAGAGGAGAUCACCAGACAAGACAAAGAGAGAUUUGGCUGGGUCUACAACACAGCAGAACCCUGUCCAGUUGGCUGGGUCUACAACACAGCAGAGUCAGUGUGUGAACAACAGAGCCUUGCUGGUUGUAUUCUCUCAUACAGGGUCGGAGGAGGGCUCCCAGGCCAAGGCUAGCCUCCUCCACACGGCCGAACAGUCCAAGUUCCUGUCCACCACCGAGCCCCAGAAGAUCCGCAGGCUGAAGAGACACAAGAAAAAAAGGGUCCACUCAGGCCAGGAGGAUCCACCGGACAUGAGAGGUCCAGAGGUGUCCAGCGGAAACAAUAAGAUUGACCCGUCUCUCUGUGGAAGAGUUGAUAUGCAUGUAGACUUCAAUCAGAUAGGCUGGGGGUCCUGGAUCGUCUUCCCAAAGAUGUAUAAUGCCUAUCGAUGUGAGGGGAUCUGUCCAAGUCCUUUGGGAGAAGACUUGAACCCAACAAAUCAUGCUUACAUGCAGAGUCUCCUAAAACACUACCAUCCUGAGCGUGUUCCCUCGGCGUGCUGCGCCCCCACCAAGAUGAGUCCUCUAAGCAUGCUGUAUUAUGAGAAUGGAGAAAUGCUGCUUCGCCAUCACGAGGAUAUGGUUGUGGAUGAAUGUGGCUGCCUGUAG
Molecule: messenger RNA, 1233 nt
Organism: Salvelinus namaycush (lake trout)
Lineage: Eukaryota; Metazoa; Chordata; Actinopteri; Salmoniformes; Salmonidae
Gene: ndr2
Product: nodal-related 2
Exons: 4
Coding region: 1-1233 (410 amino acids)
Biological process (GO): SMAD protein signal transduction; BMP signaling pathway
Cellular component (GO): extracellular region
Molecular function (GO): type I activin receptor binding; growth factor activity; cytokine activity
Source: RefSeq, a predicted model, not a curated record